GCCGGGGCGUCCGCAGCCGGAUCCAGGCUCCCUCCCCUCGGCCGUACCUCUCCGGCGCUUGUUGCUCAGCCCCAGUGCGGGUAGCGCGGCGCUCGGGCGCUGCUGCUGCGCGGGGAGCCGCGCCGGGGCCAUGAUCCAGCCGCGCCGCCCCAGCCGCCGCGCCGCCCGCUCCUCCUAGAGCCGCUCCCGGCGCCGCGCAGCCUUCCCGCCGGCGGGCAUGGGGAACCAGGUGGAGAAGCUGACCCAUCUGAACUACAAGGAAGUUCCCACGGCUGACCCAACAGGUAUGGACAGAGAUGAAGGGCCCAGGAUCGGGGUCUCCUACAUCUUCUCAAAUGAUGAUGAUGAGCUGGAACAGCAGCAGGAUUCAGUGCACGACCUGGGAGGUGAGCACCCUGCCCUGCAGCCCUACGAUCCCCAGGUGCAUGAGGUGGAGUGCUCGGUCUAUUACCGGGAUGAGUGUAUUUACCAGAAGAGCUUUUCUGAGGAGGAUGUGCUGCCAGAGGAGAGUGAUGAAGGAGGCAGGGGGCAUCUGAACACCUACACCCCGGAGAACCUGCUGAAUAGGUGCAAACCGGGUGACCUGGUGGAGUUUGUGUGCCAGGCCCAGUAUCCACACUGGGUGGUUUAUGUCGGGGAUUUUCAAGUUGUGCACCUGCAUAGGCUGGAGGUGGUGAACAGCUUCCUCACCGAUGCCAGCCAGGGCAGAAGGGGCCGCAUUGCCAACCAGCUGUACCGCUACAAACCCCUCAGCCCAGCCGUGGUCGUGCGCAAUGCCCUGGAGCAGGUGGGUUGCAAGGAUCGGGACUUGAGCUGGAGAAACUCUGAGUGUUUUGCUGCCUGGUGCCGGUAUGGCAAGCGGGAGUUUAAAAUCGGCGGGGAGCUGCGUAUAGGCAAGCAGCCCUACCGAUUGCAGAUCCGGCUGGGUGAGAAGCGCAGCCACACACUGGAGUUUCAGAGCCUGGAGGAUCUGAUUAUGGAGAAGAGAAGAAAUGACCAGAUUGGUAGGGCUGCUGUGAUCCAGGAGCUCUCCAGCCACCUGCAGGAUGCAGAGGAGGAGGAAGAGGAGGAGGAAGAAGACCAACAUCAUCCAGCGGCUCGGACUGCUGUGGAGUAGCAGCCUCAGCACCACCAUGCUGCUUAGCCUGGGUGAUGGGGAUUAAAACUGAAGGCUUCGAAAUUGAGCUGUUAUAAGCCCUUUGGGCCACUUUGGUGCAGCUUCAUUCCAGUCACAUGUGAAAGGAAGGGGAAAAGCUGCUUAAGUGUCUGUGCUUUAGUGCUUAACUCCUUCAGUGCUUGAUGAUGAAACCACUGACUUGUAGAGAAUAAAACUCAGGGCAAUUCUACCCUUCUCCACUCCCACCUCUUUCCCUUCCUCUCUACCCUCUUUGUGCAUAGCCUUUUCCUCAACCAUCUGCUAGUAGGCCUGACCCUACAAGAUGCUAAAUGCCUUUGACAUCUACUUAUCGACAGAAGUUAAGAGUAUUUAAUAGUAUUAAGAAGGAGCCAACAACUUUGAGGACAGCUGCAGGUAGCUCUGAGCGCAUGGUUCAUUUGAUAGCUGAGAAGUGUAAGGAUAUUGUUUGCCCUUCUCUUCCCAUUUCUUUUCUGUUGUGGCUCAUGUUGGUAUUGCAACAAGCUGCCUGCUCGCCUGGUGCGAGGCUUCAUUGAUUUGUAGCCAGUCCUCUGGAAGGUGUAAGGGAGAAAUCUCCACUAACAUUAAUGAAAUGGGUUUUAUGUCUGGUGCCUUCUUAGUUGAACUUGUAGGUGGGUUGGGGAACCUCCUCCUUCGCUAUCAGCAUGUGGCUGUGAGGACAGAAAAUGUAUUUAUUGCUGACUGGUCCCAGGGAAGGAGGAAGUUUGCAACCCUGAUUAAGGAGUCUGCGUGCUAGUGUCUGCCAAGACUCUUGCAGGCAGGUACUGAGCUAUGCCAGCACUUGUUACAGGCUGCCUGGCUUCCCCUAAAGCAAAUGAUAGAGCUCACGAUUACAUCUGUAGUACACAUCAAGACAGUAGAAUCAGAUUGCUUAUGUGCAAGGGUAUGUCUUGAGUAAGCUGUCCGUUGAGAGGAUGGCCUCUUGGCUAUGUGCUCUUGGAUGUGAGCCUGUGACAGGUUCUGCACCACAGUAGACGCCACUGAUGUGUGGGAGCACAGCCUGGAAGGCAUUGCAGGCAAGUGGUUUUGGAUGUUCCUUUUUUUGUUCCCUACCGCAAAGCAAUUUCCCUUUCAUUAGGGAUUUCAUGUUUCCUUUUUUGCUAAUUUUUGUGGUAUGCAGCUGAGCUAUAGCAUUAGAGAAAGAGAAAACAUGCCUUCAAAGUUGUUUCACAAGUCCCUCGUUAAACAGGAGGGAAGGAGGGUGCAGCCUGACUUAAAUAUUCCCUGAACUUGUUUUCAACUCUUGAACUGGUCUCCCACACAGGCAGCACUGUCAGGUCUUUGUCCUGGGAUUUGAAGUGUGUGAGCAAACACUGAUUUGGAGGCAGUUUCUAAUGCAAAAUUCCUUCCCCUUAAAGCACAAUAGUGAUGAGGUGAACUUGAAGGUAAGCUUGGUUUCAUUUAAAUAAUAGCAACUAACAGUGUAAUGUAAACUUGAAGCAUAGUUAAUGCCACCUUUCCCACAGUUGUUUACCACAAAUAACAAAGUGCUCUGUGUCCUUUCUGCCUCUGAGAUGGGAGCAAAGUUUGUUGUUUAACAGUAGGUAGAUACCAGCUUUUGAUUAGUUAAGGCUGUGUGAAGCAACUUUGCCAAUGUGAUCUGAAUGGAUUGUGGCUUGUUUUCUGCCUACAAUACACAAACUGGGGAAAAAACCUGUGAAAGACUACUUCAUCCUCACAUCAGGAAGAAAAAUAACUUUUAGGGUUAUGCAAAUACAAUACAUACAGCAAUUUCCUUAACAAUUGCCAUGGCCUCGUUUUUGGGCUGUGAAAUACCCAGAUCCGAAGGAAAGUUUAACACAAGCUCCCUUAGAAUGCUGUAGCUCAAGUGUCUGCACUGAAUUUCUUUUUUUUUUCUCCAGUAUGCAAUUGAGUUAUACUCAAGUUACUGUGGUUGCCAAGCAGAUGUUUGACUUUGCUUUAAAAGCAUAAUAACUACCUGAAUCUAACUGUUAUAGGGUUUAUAUGUGGAUGUCUGCACACAGUUUUGUACAACUACCAGUAACCAGUAAAAGCUAGAACGAUCGCUGAAAUAGUCUGGAAAAGAGCAAAGGAGAAUCUAUUGUGCUGACUGAUAUGAGACAACUGAGAUUAUCUAGACCAUGAGUAAAUGUCUGGCUGUGGUUUCUUUCAUACUGAAACCCUGUAUAUAACAGAGUUUAUUUCACUGUGUAAUAUAAGUGUGUAAAAUAAUAUUUUCUUACAGAUAUUUUUGGAAGUUAAAAAAACUCUUCAUAACCUUGCAUUUGAAAGUAAGUUGUUAUGCACAUUAUUUUCCAGUCCUUUGAAUCUGUUUAUUUUUCAUUAGUGAUCUAAAGUAUAUUCUAGGUCAUAAAGUAUAGAAACUGCUAUAAAUGUCAAAUAUUAUGUAUCUACAGGGUACUAAACAGUAAACUAGUUGUGAAAAUAUUUUUCCCUUGUGUCUGAAACAUCAGAACUAUGAUGCUUAGCCAUUUCUUUCCUUUUGAGAUACCCUGGAUAGUCUGGCAUUGUUUUCUGUUUUUUUUCACUUUUUGCUUAAUAAAAAAAGGACCAAAUCUGCUUGAGAAUGGAGAGCAAAGCUUCUUUAACGAACUGCAAUCAUGUCUUGUGCUGAUUUUGGUGCUUUUCAGUACCAGCCAUGCCUUUCGGGAUAAAUUCCUUCACGGGCAUAGCGCCUUAGCAAAGAAUCCCAGAGCUUGCACUGCCUUGCUAGGACAGAGAGUGAAUGGGGGAGUUGGCCUCACACCGAAGCAGAGUCUGGCAUGCGUUCUGCUGUGCUAUAAGACCUAUAUGCUUCUCUUACACCUGAGAUACAGGUGUUCAGUAUUUAAAACAUAAAUGUUUGGAAUCUUUAAAUUUCUCUGCAAGCUAUGUUUAGGGAUUUGUUUUGUCUUCUGGCAUUUCGUUAUGUGUAAAAGUAGAAGAAUGGGGGGGGAAGCCUGGAAUUUUUUUGUAUCUAGUGUGGAAGAGGGCCACCUCCAUAGAGGGAUUUAUUAGUCCAGCAGAUAAAUAUGCAACUGUUGAAUCUUUAACAGGCGGGUCCUUUUUCCCUGCUUGUUGAUUAGACAGUGUUAUUUAAUAGGUGCUACUAAACACCAUUGCAAAUGUUUCUAAGCAGUCUGGUUUUAAAGCCACAGACCUUUAAUGAGCUGGAUGUGAGAGCAGGAGUUGUAGAAGCACAUCACAACUGCUUAGUUUCUUAGUUUUUUUUCCUGUACUUUACUCAGCUAAUGUCUGCAGACGAGGCUGGGAUUUCUAGAGCUUGAUUGUAAAGAAAGAUCUCCCAGGAAAACAGACUUUUGUGUGCAUGUCUACUUCAAAGACUUUUGUGUGGAUCACAAAAGAGAGGGGAAAUGAACAGAAGAAAGUGCUCUUCUUUGCAGCUUCUUUAACAUACAGAAGUUCAGAUGUGAUCCUUCUGCAGAACCUCUGGUUCAGCAGAGGUCUUAAAACUAUAGUGAAGCUUGAAGUUGUGAGUAGACCCUACCUUGAGCCACUUGAGAAAUCAGUAAGACUAUUAAUGUGCUUGAAGUUAAGUAUAUAUUUACAUUUCUUUGUGAAUAAGGGCCUGGAAUUUCAAUCUGAGAUCUCUGGUGGAAGUGUGCAGGAUCUGAGGUUGUAUAAUCACCAGGGGAGAACAAGUAGUGCUGUGAAAGCUGUUUCUCAAAGAGCCUCUUGUCCAAACAAGGCUCAUGGAAUCCAGCCCAAACUUUCGCCUCAGUUUCCCCCCAGAAAUCCAGGAGCUGCACUGAUUUGGUGAGAUGCGUAUUUUGCAGUAGUUAUAAAUGAAGCUGAUGAUCAUGCUGCAGACUGUUCUCUGGUAUCUAUGUCUGUCUUGUCAUGCCUGAACUUUUCUGUGUGUUUUUAACAUUUAAAGUUAAUAUAAUUUGUUUUAAAAGCUCUUUGUGCAAAUACUUAGUCGUCUAAAUGAAUUUACUCAUUUGGGCAUACCUACUACUAUUGAUAGGAUGACUGCUGUGAAUAUCAUUAUGCACAUGUUAAGGCUGGCAAGACUAAGCCCCAAAUGUGUAAAUGUAGCUCCAGCUAGGAAAUGUAGAUGAGCGGUCUUAUUUCCCCAGAGUAUUGGUGUGUUUGAUGCAAAUAAUGUCUUUGAAAAGGUUUUAUAGUAAAACCUACAAUUAUCCCUUGAUUGGGUAAUUUUAAAAACACAAUUUAAACAUUCACCUUCUAUGGCAGCAAACAAGGACAUAAACUGAAGACUUCUUCAUGUUAUUUCUGAUCCUGUAUGAAUGCAAAGUAUUGAUUACAGUCAUUCUCUAGAGCUCACCUGCCCAACAUAGUAGGCAGUUGAACGGUAGGCAGGGAAAAAUACCCAAAAUUAAUUCAAAAACUGUAUUUUCUUACUUGGAAAAAUAUAUUCUUCAGACUGAAGGACCAUAGACUAUAGAAGUAAACUUUGAAUUGUUCUGUAUAAACAUCUUAAGUUUUGUUCUUUUAAAUUCAAUAUUCCACUUUCAGUACUGAAAAUAGGUAAUGUUGUGAUGAAUAUAUUUCGGAUUUUGAAUGUAAUGGUGGUUUUCUUUUUCUCUUCUCCUUUGGUUAAGUUUUAGCAAAGGUCUGUGUGUGAAUUGUGUUGUCAAGUUGUUUCUCACCUGUGCUUUUCUGACAAUUAACAGCACUAACCAUAAUUCUAAUGGCCAUGUAGGAACAAAUAUUUUUUGAAAGCAAAAUUUUAAUUUUUAUAUACCAGAUUAAUAACUAAGUAGGGGUAGGAAAUACAUUUUUUCCAACAGCAGUUUCUAUUUGUAAGAAAUCUAAUGUUAAUUGAGUAUGUGUUCGCUACUCUUCUAAAUCAGUGCUCAGUGACAAGGCCAGGUGUAUUGUAUAAUGGGCUCAGACUUUCAGAUUAGAUUUUUCUUUUAACUGUGGAUAGAAUGAAAUCAGGGUGACUUCAAACACUGGUGGUUUAGAUGGUUCUUUUGCAUUAAUAUCGAAUUAGCUGUUUAUUUUAAAUGCACACUUGAAACUCCUGAUGUUGUAACAAUUCAUGGAAUUAUCCUCAAUAACAAGUGUGUUCAUAAAAUAUGAUUUUUUUUCCACACAAGCGUUUUCUGUAAGCUGUCUUUCGUCAGUAAGUGUUGAAUUGUUAGUGCAAAUAUCUUCUUUUCCUGAGAAAGAAGUACAGAUCAUUAAUUGUACCAUUUCCUUCAAAAUGAAGGGCAUUGCAUAGUAACUAAAAAGAAAUAAAAG
Messenger RNA from Cuculus canorus (common cuckoo), 6349 nucleotides. It is a transcript of the gene LRATD2, whose product is annotated as LRAT domain containing 2. Lineage: Eukaryota; Metazoa; Chordata; Aves; Cuculiformes; Cuculidae. The record is from RefSeq and is a predicted model, not a curated record. The transcript has 2 exons. The coding region runs from base 218 to 1117 and encodes 299 amino acids.